Anopheles arabiensis is the source of this 4399-nucleotide messenger RNA. RefSeq lists its product as uncharacterized. Gene Ontology annotation, molecular function: protein binding. The coding region runs from base 1776 to 4199 and encodes 807 amino acids. The record is from RefSeq and is a predicted model, not a curated record. Lineage: Eukaryota; Metazoa; Arthropoda; Insecta; Diptera; Culicidae. The transcript is spliced from 3 exons.
UACCGUUUUACACGCUGGUCAACUUCCUGUCUGUCCUCCGCCAGAAAACGAGGGGGAACUCGGGAAACAGGCCCAAAAGCCCGCACUCAGAGCUACGCAACCUGAGGAGCGCAAACGUGUCGAGCACAAACCAACCCCCCCCCCCCUUCUUCGUGUGGAAAAUGACGAGCGAGGAGAGGAACUAGGAGAAAAAACUGACGUCUCGGGCCACGGUAGGAACAACGGGCAGUGGCCGUAGUGCAAACCGUGACACUUUCGGUGAAUCCUCCACCAAGAGGCCCUUCCCGGACCCACUCCCAGGCGGCGAGGGAUGUAAAGCUCGGGACACGCUCUCGCGCGUGCCGAAGAGCCACCAAACCUGUGCGCGCGUGUGUGUGUGUGUGCGUGUGUUUUUUUUUGCGACUGCUGCUGCGGCCAAGUUGCGCGUUGCGUAGUGGUGGCCCCGGUCGCCAGUUGCAAAAGCUCAUCGCUUUUGCACGGGGAUUUCUUUUUCGUGUUGUUGUUGCAACCAACCCGUUAGCAAAAUAAAACUGUGUGCGUGUGUGUGUGUGUGUGAAAGAAGAAGAAGAGAAGAAAGCGAACCGUCUCGAACUCCAAUCCGCUCCAAUUCGCUUGUGUGUUGCGCCUGAAAGGUAGGCUCGCCUCCGAACGUGGUGUUCCUUUUUGUGUGUGACUGUGACUGUGUGUGUGAGUGUGUGUGUGGCAAAAAUCGAAAAACCCCAUCGAAGAGAGCAUCUCGCAAAACUGCGCGUGUUAGUGUGCGUGUGUGUGUGUGUGUGUGCGGAUAUUGCCUGAUAUUACAGCGAGUGAGCGCUGCUGCUGCUGCUGCGGUGUGUGCAGCAAACAUGUCCGAACACAAAGAUAGUGGCAAAGUGGCUGCUGCCGUGCUGAUGGCGCGUCCCGUCAAGGCCCUGGCCGAUCCCGCACCACUGCCGUCGCCGCGUGACGUCCUGUGAACAGUCCCCGCGUGUGUGUGUGUGUGCGUGCUUGUGCGUGCAAACUACGUGUAGUGUGUCCCUCGGCGACGUGCGUGUGAAAGAAUUCCACCAAGGGGAGUCACCAGCAAUCAAAAAAUUGGGAGAAAACAUACAAACACACACACACACGUACAGCGCGCGAACAUCGCGCAACAUUCCCGUUUGCAGCGCUGCUACAGGCCCACAAACAAAACCACACAAUCAAUAAGCACCCAAAGUUCGCUGAUCGAAGCGCCUCCGCGCGGGAAGGGAAGGAGGCAGGCGGGCAGGCAGCAAACAACAAGGGGACGGGGAGGAGGAGGAGCAAAUAAGUAAAAGCAGCAGCUCGAGCAGGGCGAGCUGAUGUAGGCGGGAGUGUGUGUGCAAAAGUGAAUAUUCACCCCUAGCUCACGCCCACCCCCUACACAACCCCCUCAGCCCUGUUUGCUGAAGAAAUGUGCAUUCCGGAUCAACACGCGCCGUCAGCGCUAAUCGGAUAAUUGGUACUCGAAUUUUGCACACUACGGCAAAGGAAGAUCCAAUCCUACAGCAAAAAAAAACCCGGCAAAGCAGAUCCUUAACUAACCGUCAUCAUCGUUGUCGUCGUUGCGAGAGAUGAGCUAUUUUUAAAAAGGUAGCCUUCAGCCCGGCACCUAUAAAUACGAGUCGAGGGAUAGUGAACUGGAGCACGACCAACGCCGGAAAGCAGCGGCGACACAAACACAACGCUAGAGAGAGAGAGAGAGAGAGAGAGAGAGAGAGAGAGAGUGAACGAGAGAGAGGGAGAUAGGAGGCAUCCAGGUGGAUCACAAUUAUGCCAUGCCACUGCUGCAGCGCACAAAGCCACUGAAGAUGAUACAGCUUUACUGCACAGUACUGUUCCUGCUGCUGUCGACGGCCCUGUGCGCCGACUGGAGUGCCAGCUGCCCGCAGAACUGCACCUGCAAAUGGUCGAACGGCAAGAAGUCGGCCCUGUGCAACGGGGCCGACCUUAGCGCGGUACCGUCGAACCUCUCCACCGAGAUCCAGGUGCUGGUGCUGAACGACAACAACAUCCCGUACCUCAACCGGGAGGAGUUUACCACGCUCGGGCUGGUGAACCUGCAGAAGAUACACCUGAAGCACUCGCGCGUCAAGUACCUGCACCGGGAGGCGUUCAAGAACCUCAAGAUACUGGUCGAGGUGGACCUGAGCGAGAACGAGAUCGAAACGCUGGACAAGCAAACGUUCGCGGGCAACAACCGGCUGCGCAUCAUCAACCUGUACGACAACCCGAUCAAGAUGCUGGUGGCGGAGCAGUUCCCGGUGCUGCCGUACCUGCGCAACAUCGACCUGCACGGCUGCCAGCUGCGGUACGUGGCGGAGACGGCCUUCUCCAACCUGGAUCUGCUCGAGUUUCUCGACCUGUCCAAGAACCGGCUGGAGAGCUUGCCGCACCACGUGUUCAACCACAUGAAGAACCUGAAGACGCUGAUACUGGAGGAGAACUGGUGGAACUGUGACUGCCACUUGCGGGACUUCCGCAACUGGUACCUGAACAGCUCGCUGAACCGGCGCAGCCUGAUCUGCCAGCGGCCGUACGCGCUGAAGGGUCUGUCCUGGGAGUACCUGGAGACGGAGCAGUUCGGCUGCAUGCCGACGGUCGAGAUCUACCGGGACGAGUACGAGAUCGAGGACCUCGGCACGAACAUCACGUACAAGUGUGCGGUGUCGGGCGACCCGGAACCGAACGUCCGGUGGGACAUGAACGGCAAGGACGUCGACCAGGACAACGCGAUCAUCGAGACGGAGCGGCACGUCGCGUUCGACGGCAGCGUCACGCUCUGGAGCAACCUGACGAUACUGAACGUGACGAACAACGAUUCCGGCUUCUACACCUGCACCGCCCAGAACCGGAUCGGGCUGGCGAGCAAAAACUUUAGCCUGGUGCUGCCGGAGGUGGUGGAGCGCGUCAUCAUCAAGACGCCCGAAACGUUCUGGUACUUCGGGCUGAUACUGGGCAUCUUCGGCACGAUCUUCGGCCUGCUGGCGCUGUCGGUCGUGGUCUGUCUGGUGAAGCGCAAGCUGCGCAUGCGGCGCCGCCGGAAAACGAUCAAGAACAGCGUCAGCUUCAACGACCAGGAGAAGAAGCUGCUCGACCUGAGCAUCACCACGAACGAGCGGCAGGAGUUCAGUGCGAGCGACGUGGUGACGCCCUCGACCAAGACCGACUCGACGAUCGCGAUGGAGCCGGUGCAGAUCACGAUCGAGUCGAUCGCGACGUCCAAGCGGGAGGAGUACCCGCUGAACGUGGGCGUCUUUCCGCCGCCGCCCGAGUUCUGCACGCAGAUGAUCGCGAACCCGACGAUCAGCAACAUCUACAUCUCCGUCUCGGUGACGCAGGACCCGCUCGAGGGGGGCCCGGCGGACGUCAACAUGUACCCGGACCUGCUCAACAUACCGAACCGCCACCAGAAGGGCCCGCCGAAGAUGCCGCCCGUCAGCGUGACGUCGUACGCGACGCUGCCGCGCAAGACGGCCACGGUCGGGGGCGGGCCGCGCUGCUCCAUCACGUCCGGCCACAGCUCGAGCUCGGGCGGAUCGAGCGGUGGCGGCAAGCCGUCGGUCGGCAUCGGGCCACCGCAGGUCGGUUCGCCCCUGUCCUGCACGCCCAGCCUGCUCGCUGCGGCCGAGAUACCGCUCACGGAGGGCAUUGUCAAUUACGCGACCACCGCGCUGCGGGACGACUCCGGCUGCGAGAUGUCGUCGUCCUCACCGGUCCCGUCCAUGUGCGCCGAGUGCAGCAAGGUGCUGAAGGCGUCCGGUGGCACGUUCGCGCCCAAGUACGGCACCGCGUCCCGCACGCUCACCGGCCUCGGCGGCGGCGGCGACCUGGCCACUAGCGGCCCCAGCAGCAGCAACAGCAGCAGCAGCAAGUGCGAGAAGCCGCUGGCCUGCCUGAAGUACGACAAUAUGGGCCGCCGGUACACGGCCAGCGGCAACUCGACGCUCUCGCUGCCGGACGAGCUGAAGCCGGCGGGCGGUCCGGGGCCCGCCGGGGCCGCCUUCGUCAUCAAGCAGCAGGACAUCGAAACCAUCGUCGAGCAGGACGACCAGCCGGGCGGGGCGCCGGACGGGACGGAGGCGCCCCUGCCGCAGCAGCCCCCCCCACCACCGUCGGCAGUAGUAGCCGGGGGCGCGAGCGACCAGGAGGCCGCCCAGCGGGGCCUGUACGUCGUGGGGAACGAUUUCGUGUCGCUGUAGUCGUCCAGUGGCCGCCCGGUGCGCCGGUGGCACCGCACGGAGCAACCGAUCCAAACCAUCGAACUUAACCUGUACAAAAGCGUUUAUCCUUCCUCCUUCCCACUAGCGCCACCAUCACGCCAACCGACGCCCCAAGCAGCACCGUCACACGCCGACCACCACACCACCGUUACACGCCAUUAGCGGAGAGGGGGGGAGGG